Molecule: messenger RNA, 4837 nt
Organism: Ornithorhynchus anatinus (platypus)
Lineage: Eukaryota; Metazoa; Chordata; Mammalia; Monotremata; Ornithorhynchidae
Gene: NWD1
Product: NACHT and WD repeat domain containing 1
Exons: 18
Coding region: 1-4725 (1574 amino acids)
Molecular function (GO): protein binding
Source: RefSeq, a predicted model, not a curated record
AUGGAUACAGAGAGAGAGGCCCUGCUGGAAGGAGCAUAUCCUGAAGUGGAGAACUUCUGUCAGAAGCAUGGUUUAAUGUUUGAGGUGAUCGAUCUGAGGUGGGGUGUUCGUGACUUUGAGGCUGCUGAUCACAUGAUGGUAGAACUCUGCUUGGAGGAGAUUAAAUUGUGCCAGGAAAUAUCGGCAGGACCCACAUUCAUUGCUCUGGUUGGAGAUCGGUAUGGACGCUGCCCCUUACCUCGACUCAUUGGAGAGAAGGAGUUUGACGCCCUUAGCUCCCAGCUCACGGGCAACACGGGCUACAUGAGACUCCUUGUAAAAUGGUUCUGGAAGGAUGAAAAUGCAAUUCCUCCUGCGUAUACCCUGCAGCCAAUCACCACACACUUACCCUGUUACCAGGAGAAACGCUGGGGAGAAAGGGAAGCCUGGAGGAGGGAAGAGAGCCUCUUAGCCACUGUCCUUCACUCAGCUGCCCAGGCAGCAGAGAAGCAUGGACUGAUCAGCAAGGAGGAGGAGCGUCGCUAUCACAAAUCAGCUAUUGAAUGGGAAAUAGAAGAGGGUCUUCCGAACAAAGGAGCGAGUAAAUCUGGGGUUACCAUUUUCCUUAGAGAAAUAAAUGACCUCAAAAAGCAUAUCCUAGACUCGUGUAACUUACCUGUGGUGGAUAGGCAGGAAGACGGCUGCCUGGAUGUGGAUGCUCAAAAUUCCCUCACCAACCUCAAGGGGAGAAUCGCAGACGAGCAUCCUAACCUCCUGAAAGUCCAGUCAAUCCAGUGGAGUAAAGACCUGGUGAAUCCUCGGAACAAGGCACAUGCCCAAUAUCUUGAAAAGUUAGGGGUACAAUUCAUUGCAACAGUUAAACACCAGAUUCUUGAGAGCCUCCAUUACCAGAAACAAGUCAGCAAAGAGCUGGGAUGGCUCUUCCAGGAGCUACGGCAUCACAUGACCCAGUGCACAGAGAGGUGCAGAAUAUUUUCUGGGAGGCAGGAAUUAGUGAGCGAAAUUGGGCAACGUAUCAGGGAAAACGACAACAAUGUUCACACUCCACUCAUUGUAUUUGGGCCUUUGGGAAUCGGAAAAACAGCCCUGAUGUGCAAACUAUCUGAGCAAGUGCAAGAUUUCCUGAGCCAGGAAACAGUGAUAGUCCUGAGGCUUCUGGGAACAUCUCAGCUCAGUUCAGACAUCUUUGGUGUGCUCAAGAGUAUCUGUUUCCAGGUGUGUUUAGCGUGCGGUUUGGCAGUUCCUUCUACACAGGACACAGCGGUUUAUAGUGAUGUAGUCCAGUUCUUCCGUGACCUCCUUCUUAAAGUGUCCCGCAGAAAUGCUGAAUCUCUUGUGCUCCUCUUCGACUCCAUUGGUGAGCUGACCUCAAGUUAUGGUGCCCACAGGCUCUCGUGGUUGCCUAAAACAUGCCCUCCAAAGGUCCAUCUUGUCGUCUCCACCUGGCCAACGGAGUAUGGACUUUUACAAGCCCUGCAGGAGAAGGUAACGAAUUUGGAGGGCUAUUUUGAAGUGAAACCGCUCUCCGGUGAGCAAGGCAGAGAAAUGAUGGGGCUAUUACUGGCAUCGGUCAAACGGAAGCUAAGUCCAGCUCAGCUGGACCAUCUCUGGUGCAGUCUUCCAGAAUGUGGGCAUCCCUUGAGGCUGAAACUGGCAUUUGAGGAAGUCCAAAGAUGGGCAUCCUACACUGUGCCCUCAUCUCUGGCCUUGACCAUCCGGGAAGCAGUCCAUCAGUUGUGUUUCCGCCUGGAGCAGUUACACGGCCCAGUCCUGGUGGCCCACGUGCUUGGCUAUAUCGUUUCUUCUCGAAAUGGGCUCUCAGAAGCGGAACUAAAAGAUGUGUUAUCCUUGGACAAUGAGGUUCUGAAGGUCGUUUUCCAAGAUUGGAUUCCUCCCAGCAAAGGCACUCUUCGCUUCCCUCCUCUACUGUGGGCCAAACUUCGACGGGACUUAGGAGGGUGUUUGGUAAAGAAGCCAGCCGAUGGUUUCCAGCUCCUGGGUCUCUCUCACAGGCAGCUGACUGAGGUGAUUCAGGAUCGUUACCUUUCAGGAGAAGAGAAAACUAAGAGGCACCUUCUUUUGAUAGAAUUCUUCACAGGAGCCUGGAGUCAAGGUUCAAAGAAACCUAUAACUCUGCCACAACUCAGUAAACCUCUCAUCGUGGACAGGAAGGUAUCUGCCCAACCCCUCUGGUACUCAGACACGGUUGCCAAUUUGCGGAAACUGAGCGAAUUGCCCUAUCACCUGCUCAAUGCUGACCACAUCGAAGAGCUGAAGAGGGACGUGCUAGGUAACAUGAACUGGAUUUCAUGUAGAAUGAUUUCCAGUGGACUACCUAGUAUCCUAGAAGAUUUUGCCCUUUGUGCUGGGCGCAUUGAUAGUCCUGAGCUACAGCUUGUGAGAGAUGCCAUCCGGCUUGCAAGAUCCACAAUUGCCAGUAGAGACGGCAUUGAUGUGAGCUGUUUCUACACAGAGAUUCUGGCCCGGCUGCACUCUUUUUCAUCCCUCUACCCAUCUCUGAUUGGGCAGCUCUGCCAUCAAUGCCUGAGUUGGUUCGGUGCCCGCCCCCAUCCCAUCCUGAUCCCUGACUGUGGAUUUUUCCAGCCUCCAAAUGGACCUCUCCGCACAACACUUACUGGAUGUCACCAAGGCAUUACAGCAAUGGAGUGGAGUUCGGCUAAUGAGCUACUGGUAGUUGGGUCAGAAGACGGGACGUUGGUUGUGUGGAACAUGCAGGAUAAUCAGGUGGUUCACAUCUUAACCGGCCACACAGGAGAGGUGCGGUGUGUAAAAGUAUUUGGAGAAGGGUCCUAUGCCAUUUCAUCUUCCACGGAUCACACUCUGCGCAUGUGGAAUUUGGUCUCCGGCACAGAGAAAUAUGCCAUCUGGGACGGAGGCUCUGUAAAUUCAGGGGAGAGGAAUUUCUGUUGUCUUCAUUUGGAUGAAAAGAAUGGUAUUGUGUACUCAGCAUCUGGCUCAAAGCUGAAUGCCUGGAAACUGGAAACUGCAGAACUGGUUUUCUGCAUUUUGGAGGAUCCUUUAGAUAUCUGGAUAAUUGCGGUCGUAUUUGCCUGCAGUGAAGUGGUGAUGAUGCUUUCUAAGGGAGGAAUCGUAAGUCUUUGGGAUAGCAGGACUGGCAAGUUUCAAAUGAGGCAACGUCUGUCUGCUCUAAAAGAGGAAACACCAUCCUGUGGGAUCUUGAUCCAGAAGCAAGAGAAGGUAGUAGUUGGUUUCAGCAAUGGUUCCCUCUGUUUGAUUUCUUCUGAAGGAAACAGUCUGCUGGACAAGGUUCCAGCUGCUGUAAGAUUUGUCAUAAUUUCUCAAGAUGAAUCUUUUCUGGCUGCAGGUUUUGGAAAAUACGUGCGGGUAUACUUGGCUGACUCAAAGGUAUUUAGGAGGUUUAUGGCCAUGGACCUGGAGCAUGAGAAUAUAGUGGAAACUGCUGUGGUUGGACCCGGUAACAACGUGAUCGUCACUGGCUCGCAUGAUGAGAUCAUCCAGAUAUGGAGUCUGUCAGAGCAGGGGACCCUGUUGGAUAUUCUGGAUAGCACCGGCGCACCAGUAACGUUGUUUGCUGUAUGUGGAAACAUUUUAGUUUCGGCCUCCCGAGGGUCAUCAUCAUUCAAAGUCUGGGAUUUCACUUAUUUGCGAAAGCACAAGCCCUCAGCACCUUUUCUGGACCGCACUGGCUGUACGGCAUUAUCUCACAAUGGAAAUUACGUCUACUUCCCCCAGAUUGGGAAUAAAAACAAAGUCACUAUUUGGAACUCAGUGGAAGGUGAAGAGGUCGAUGCUCUAGACGCUUCAAAUGAAGUGAGAUGUUUAGAAGUGGCCGAGCAGAUGCAACUGCUCUUCACAGGAUUGGUAUCGGGGACCGUCCUUGUGUUUCCACUGAACUCUAGGCAGGACGCAACGUGCAUCCCGCCCCCAGAAACUCAGAAGGCCAUCAAUUGCAUGGCCCUCAGCAAAGGGGAGGAACGACUGGUUAUAGGGUAUGACGACGCAGUCCUUGUGCUGGAUAUCAGGACAGGAGAGCCCUAUCCACUGAUUGAUGGGCCCACGUAUCUGUUUUACACUCAACUUCCCACUGUGAUUUCUAGGGUGGCUGUCCUGGCCGACUACCGUGUGGUCUAUGGCAUGAUGGAUGGAGGCUUAUUUCUUUACAAUUGUCCCAAUUCCAAAGUUUUUUCCUUGGAAGCCCAUAAGGACAGAAUCACCUGUUUAGAAAUCAGCCACAAAGAGCAGUGGGCGGUGAGUGGUUCCGAGGAGUCUAUGCAAUGCCUUUGGGACCUGGAGAUCUGCAAAUGGGAGCAUGAGAUGAGCUAUAAGAGUUCCUCCUUCCAAGGUAUGCAGUGUGCUUGCUUCUCGAAAGAUGACAAGUACAUAUAUGCUGGGUUAAAGGAUCGAUCCAUUACGGUCUGGAAUGUUUCAGAUGGUUCCCUGUUAGCUGUGCAGUUUGUGUAUGCGGUAGUAAACAAGAUCAUUCCUACAGCAGAUGGGUUUAUUGCCACAACAAGACUCGGUUAUCUAAUUCGGGAGAGGUUUCACUGCCCUCAGUCAGUAAGCCCCCAUUACAACCCUCUCAAGAACAUCAAAGCAACCUGCAGAGUCAUAUCCAGGAAGAGAGAUGAGGAAGACAGGAAGAGACAGGAAAAUCACUCAAGAGGUCCUGGAGUAAAUCAAAACAGAAUAAACAAGCUCUCUCAAAUCUGUAUGAUCGUGUGAUGGAAAGUGAGAGGGGAGCUCAGGGAACCACAUCAAUGUACUACGCAUUUCAAACCGUCCUCCAGACCGUAAGCUCGUUGUGGGCAGGGAACGUGCCUACCAACUCUGUUGU